AAAAAUGGUGCAUUAUAUAACUCGUUCAGCAUUCUCGACUGGAGUACGUGUACUUAGUGUUUUAGAAAAGGCAAAAUUAGUUUGUUGGUUUGAAGAGACAAAUUCUUUUGCACAAGUGGCGAGAAGAUAUCGAGCAGAAUUUGGAAUGGAACCCCCACAUAUGGAUUUAGUUAAAAAAUUACAUCAACGUUUUCUAAAUACUGGAUCUGUUUCUAAUGGAAAUAGUGAACAUUUUGAAGUUAAUAAUCCAACAAUGGAAACAUCGACAUCUUCAACAGAUGAUGUAGCCGAUCCGUUUGGAAUUGAAACAGAAGAACAACAACAACAAAUAGUUGUUGGGGGAAUGCAGGAAAAUAUAGAUACAUCACCUAGAGCAGUGACUUUUUAA
This is a messenger RNA of Meloidogyne enterolobii, 388 nucleotides long. The record is from the annotation of a GenBank genome assembly. NCBI's taxonomy places the organism in Eukaryota, Metazoa, Nematoda, Chromadorea, Rhabditida, Meloidogynidae.